AUGAAUCGAUUCCAGCUAAAUCGUGCAGCUGCUCUCUACGAGGGAACGCGGCGAACACUUGUAAUCGAGCAGCGUCGUCAAGCCCUGCAGGAGGAGCUGGACAAGGACGAGGACCAGGACCAGGUGGACAAUGAAGUGGGCAGCAAGCGUCGCAUGGCUCUGCUGGAUGUGCUGCUGCAGGCGAAGGUGGAUGGGCGACCGUUGAGCAACGACGAGAUCCGCGAGGAGGUGGACACGUUCAUGUUCGAGGGUCAUGAUACGACAACCAGUGCGAUUUCGUUCUGCCUGUGGUGUAUCUCGAGGCAUCCAGAUGUCCAGGAUAAAAUGCAGGCAGAGAUUUUACAGGUGCUUGGCACCGAUCGCAGCCGAACAAUCACCACACGCGAUCUCAGCGAACUGAAGUAUACGGAGUGUGUCAUGAAGGAGUCACUGCGUCAGUUUCCGCCAGUGCCCCUGCUGGGACGCAAAUUGCAUUCGGACUUUAAGUACACCCACUCCAAGGUGGGUGAUGGUAUCAUUCCCGCCGGCGCAGAGAUCCUUGUCGCUAUCAUUGGCAUGCAGAAUGAUGCCAUGUACUUCCCAGAGCCAGAACCGUUCAAGCCCGAGCGGCACGCGAAUGGCGAACGUUCCUCAAACUUUGCCUAUGUGCCUUUUAUUGCCGGACCCCGGAACUGUAUUGGCCAAUUUAUCAAGAUUCCUUUUGGCCUCUGAAAAGAAACCUGCAAG
Molecule: messenger RNA, 726 nt
Organism: Drosophila grimshawi
Lineage: Eukaryota; Metazoa; Arthropoda; Insecta; Diptera; Drosophilidae
Product: cytochrome P450 4d8
Exons: 4
Coding region: 1-711 (236 amino acids)
Molecular function (GO): iron ion binding; heme binding; oxidoreductase activity, acting on paired donors, with incorporation or reduction of molecular oxygen
Source: RefSeq, a predicted model, not a curated record